AUGGCUAACAACAGCACCAGCCAUAGCAACGGGAACGUCCCCUUCAAGGACUUCCUCAAGAUGAUCAAAAAUGAACACGAGAACAUCAAGGACUGGAAGCACCGCUUCAAUGCCGCGUUCGAGAAGAAAGACAGGGAUGAGAUGAGCAGAAUCGCCAACAGCACCAUCAGAAGCGCAGCUCUGCACGCCGACUCGGAGGAGGUCAGUGUGUACAAGGCGCUCGAGCAGCACGGCUUUAAGGAGCAGGCAGACAAGGACCGUCGAGACCACCAACACGUCAAGCAGCUCAUGAGUAAGCUUGAGCAAACGUCGAUCAAUGACUCUCUCGAACACUUCCACAAGCUCUUCAAUGAGGCCUGCGAUUUGUUCAUCAAGCAUGCGGACGACGAAGAGGACCCCAACGUGCACGGCUCACUCGUCCAGCUGCGCAACAAGGUCUCUGACGAAAGGGCAGCUGAGAUCGGUGAGCAGUUCCUGAAAGCCAGGAAAAUGGCUCCCGAGCGCCCUCACCCCGAAGCUCCACAGGGCGGCGGCAUGGCCCAGAAAGCCGCCGCUGCUGUGACGAAGGCAACCGACAUGUUCACGUCCGCCAACCACGACUAUGCUCAGCCCAAGCACGAUUUCCCCUCCGUCAGAACUUGA
This is a messenger RNA of Tilletiaria anomala UBC 951, 642 nucleotides long. RefSeq lists its product as uncharacterized. Lineage: Eukaryota; Fungi; Basidiomycota; Exobasidiomycetes; Georgefischeriales; Tilletiariaceae. The record is from RefSeq and is a predicted model, not a curated record. The coding region runs from base 1 to 642 and encodes 213 amino acids. The transcript has 4 exons.